Caretta caretta (loggerhead turtle) is the source of this 2251-nucleotide messenger RNA. RefSeq names its product Fli-1 proto-oncogene, ETS transcription factor (gene FLI1). The record is from RefSeq and is a predicted model, not a curated record. Gene Ontology annotation, cellular component: nucleus. Gene Ontology annotation, biological process: regulation of transcription by RNA polymerase II; cell differentiation. Gene Ontology annotation, molecular function: DNA-binding transcription factor activity, RNA polymerase II-specific; sequence-specific DNA binding. Lineage: Eukaryota; Metazoa; Chordata; Testudines; Cheloniidae.
CAUUUGUAGCAAAACGACUCCUGCAUACGUUGAAUGUUGCCGUGUAACCUUGGUCUUGAUGGGUUUUUAAUCCGAAUUCUGAGCAAAAAUCUGCCUCUGAUCAAUGUUCCCUCAAGAAAACGCGAGCGUCAUAAUUAGCAACAGUGCGAGUGGGAAGUAAAGGGGGGCUUUUGCUUCUUUUAACGGUGGAUUUAUUACAGUUUCGUGGACAUUUUAUAGCACUGCUUGGAGGGAAUAAAGAGUUUCCUCUAACCUAGGGAACGGGUGUUAUGGAUGUGCGGAGAGAGAUUUUAAUUUGAUUGCAAAUUUCAUUUGAUCACUGAAGUUUGUUGUUGUUGUCCUGAAUGGAAACUCGACUUUCUCCAGCCAUCACAUUUCACGAUCCUUCCAUUGUCAAUUUUAGGACCUUUUAAAAUAGCUAUUAAACACAUAAGGAUGUUUCAGACAGUACCAGACACUUCGUCUUACGUCAAGGUAAGACAUGACAGCAUCUUUAAACAGGAGGCCCUUUCGGUGGUGAGUGACGACCAGUCCCUCUUCGAUUCCACGUACGGUGCUGCCGCUCACCUCCCCAAGCCGGACAUGACGGCCUCAGGGAACCCCGACUACGGCCAGCCACACAAAAUCAACCCUUUACCUCCCCAGCAGGAGUGGAUCAAUCAGCCGGUCCGGGUCAAUGUCAAGCGGGAAUAUGAUCAUAUGAACGGAUCCAGGGAGUCGCCGGUAGACUGCAGCAUUAACAAAUGCAGCAAACUGGUGGGCACGGGGACAGAGUCCAACCCGAUGAGUUACAGCACCUACAUGGAUGAAAAGAAUGGCCCUCCCCCAAACAUGACCACCAAUGAGAGGAGAGUCAUCGUCCCAGCAGAUCCCACCUUGUGGACCCAGGAACACGUGCGCCAGUGGCUGGAGUGGGCUAUAAAGGAGUAUGGAUUAAUGGAGAUUGACACAUCCCUCUUCCAGAACAUGGACGGCAAGGAACUGUGCAAAAUGAACAAAGAAGGUUUCCUCCGAGCCACCUCCCUUUACAACACAGAAGUUCUGUUGUCUCACCUCAGUUACCUCAGGGAAAGUAGCUCAUUGCUGGUCUACAACACUCCAACCCACACAGAACCCUCCUCACGACUUGCGGCCAAAGAAGAUCCCUCCUACGAUGCGGUCAGGAGAGCCGGAUGGGGCAAUAACAUGAACUCCAGCCUCACCAAAAGUCCCCCGGUUGCAGGGACUCAAACUGUGAAUAAGAAUACAGAACAGCAACGGCCGCAACCAGAUCCCUAUCAAAUUCUGGGACCCACCAGCAGCCGCCUAGCCAACCCAGGGAGCGGGCAGAUCCAGCUGUGGCAGUUCCUCCUUGAAUUGCUCUCGGACAGUUCCAAUGCCAACUGCAUCACGUGGGAGGGGACCAAUGGGGAGUUCAAGAUGACAGACCCCGACGAGGUGGCCAGGCGCUGGGGAGAGCGCAAGAGCAAGCCCAACAUGAAUUAUGACAAGCUGAGCCGAGCCCUCCGAUACUACUAUGAUAAGAACAUUAUGACCAAAGUGCAUGGCAAAAGGUAUGCCUACAAAUUUGACUUUCAUGGCAUUGCCCAGGCUCUCCAGCCUCAUCCAACUGAGUCUUCAAUGUACAAGUAUCCAUCAGAUCUUUCCUAUAUGCCUUCUUACCAUGCCCACCAACAGAAGGUGAACUUUGUGCCCCCCCAUGCUUCCUCCAUGCCUGUCACAUCAUCCAGUUUCUUCGGAGCAGCAGCAUCCUAUUGGACCUCCCCUACGGGCAGCAUCUACCCAAACCCCAAUGUCCCACGUCAUCCCAACACUCAUGUACCAUCGCACUUGGGCAGCUACUACUAGAUGUUUUGUACCUUCAGUGGCCUUUAUCAAUCUGGUUGGAUGCUCUCUUUACUUCUGGGAUUUUCUGGACCAUUUUUGGGUAUUUUGUGGCCAUUGUUGGGUGGGGGGAAUUAAAAACUGGAUAUUAGUUAUUCUUGGAUCAAACCUUCUCUUUUUUUUUUUUUUUUUGUAAUUUUGCCUCUUCUAUCUUGAACUCAGAGAUGGAUACCUCUGCAGGCCAGUACUCUGUGUUUUUAUUUUGGUUCUAAGACUUAUGUCCUCUGUAGAAAUUGUCCGUGAAGAUUGCUCACCACAACCUGGAAUGAUUAUCAGCAUUUGAAUUUUUACAAGACAAGAGAAAAAAAUUUUUAGCAGUCCGAAGACUCUUAACAAGACAUAGAUCCAGCCGUGGGUCUUAGAAGAA